Molecule: messenger RNA, 1077 nt
Organism: Aspergillus sclerotioniger CBS 115572
Lineage: Eukaryota; Fungi; Ascomycota; Eurotiomycetes; Eurotiales; Aspergillaceae
Product: C2H2-type zinc finger protein
Exons: 3
Coding region: 1-1077 (358 amino acids)
Cellular component (GO): nucleus
Source: RefSeq, a predicted model, not a curated record
AUGGUCAUUGAAAACCAGAACCGCCAAUACGGCGGGAUGGGCUUCGAUAAUGUGUAUCAACACAACAUGCACCACCACACUCCUCCACAGUUCACGGAUCCAUGGGCCGCUCAAACUUCGUCCCAUUCCAACCCUCCCGUCUACGCGACUUCCAUGGGUCCCAGCCAAAUUGGCCUCGGCCACGUUAAGCAGGACGAAGUGAGCCGCCCCUCGAUGUCUCUGCCAUACUCUAGUAUUCCCGUCUCGGCGCCCUCCAUGGUCGCCGGCAGCAACUAUACCACCGCCACUGCCUCGAGUUACCCCGGACCGGAGAUGAUGGGAUUGUCGCACGACAUGCCACGCACUUCCUUUGAACAAGCGCCGGCUUACACUACCGCCUCGCCCAUGAGCAGCUUCGCGCCCGCAAGCUACGCCCCUCUCAGCUACGCUCCGCACAUGCACCAACACCAGGACCGUCGGAUAUCUCAUGCUGAUGCUCGCGUCAGCCAGUCGCAACCCUCCUCUGCCCCAACAUUCGGAGACGCUCUUGAUGCUAGUCGUGGAAUGGUCGCUCUCAGUCAGGAUAUGACGCCUCGCAAUAUAUAUGGCCCUCGCAGCUCGAGAGGCUCGGGAGAUUCCUACGGUUUCCCCUCGACACAUUCGUCUGGAUCGUCCAUCUCUUCUGGUGGCAACUACCCAUACUACUCGGCUUCUGUCGCAUCCGUGGAGUCGUCCGUGACGGAUUACAGCUCAACCACAUCGGAAUCCUACGAAAAUGGCCACCUCUCGCGGACGCUUCCUCGUCCGUCGAACCUGUUGACGGGAAGCGCCCCUCCCGGACCCCAGUCGAUGAUGAGUCAGUUCAGCUCCAAGAUGCCGUCCAACACUCAGAAGAAGCACAAGUGCAAGGUGUGCGACAAACGGUUCACCCGCCCGUCGUCUCUCCAGACUCAUAUGUACAGUCACACUGGCGAAAAACCAUUCGCAUGUGACGUGGAAGGUUGUGGCCGCCACUUCUCGGUCGUCUCUAACUUGAGGCGGCACAAGAAGGUCCACAAGGGAGAAAAGGAGGGCGCGUCAGGAGAGGAAGAGGAGUAA